This is a messenger RNA of Thlaspi arvense, 882 nucleotides long. NCBI's taxonomy places the organism in Eukaryota, Viridiplantae, Streptophyta, Magnoliopsida, Brassicales, Brassicaceae. The record is from the annotation of a GenBank genome assembly.
AUGAUUCUUGGUACUGAAAAGGUGUUAGGUAUAUCAUUGGAUUUAGAUGAAGUUGAUAGAGUGAGGAUACACGAGGAUGCCUUUGGAAAGAUGAGUAAUCUCCGGUUUCUAAAAUUCUAUAGAAAGUCAUUGGAGAGAAAGAAAGAAGUGUUCCCUGAUCUCUCCAGUAAAAUCGAAUCCAUCAUUGCAAACGAGACAGCGUUUGAAAUAUUCCCUUCUAAAUUGCGUCUUCAAAAUCUCGUUGAGCUUCGCAUGGAGCAAACCAUGAGUGAGAGGUUGUGGGAUGGUGUUCAGGUUUUCUUCUCGGACUGCGAGCACUUAGCUGAAGUUAGCUGGCCUGACUAUGCACUGGAGGAAGCUGAAGAAACCAAUAACACUUGCAGUAAGUUGUCGUUGAUCAGUUUCACGAACUGCCUCAAUCUGAAUCAAGAAACCUUCAUUCAACAAUCAGCUUCCAAGUAUCUAAUCUUACCAGGUGUUGAAGUGCCCGCUUAUUUCACUCACAGAUCUACCGGUAGCACCUUUACAAUCCCUCGGAAUCAUUCUUCUCUCUCUCAACAACCUUUCUUGGACCUCAAGGCUUGCCUCGUGGUCUCUGAUGUCGUUGUGGUUUCUCAAGGAUCAGAAACCGGCGUCAACCAUGAGCUUUGCUUUAUUGACAUUGAGGUACAUUGUCGGUUUAAAGACAACCAGGGGAACUACUCUGGCUCUGCGGAAUCAAUAGAUUUCUCAUUACCUCAGAAGUAUGAUCAUCUGAUUAUAUUUGACUGUCAUUUCCCUCAAAACCAAGACAAUGGUGAAUCAAGCUGCGAACAGGUUGAGAUAGAGCUUAGUCUCGUUAGUACAGGACUCAGACUAAUAGAGUGCGGUUUAAAAUGCUGA